AUGGAAGAGUCUCCGGUACACCGAGCCUUUUCUUGCUCAACUCAUGAGAUUGAGCGCCAUCUCCUGGCCACCGAUGCUCAACACAGGGCUGCUCGUACCAGUGUGCAGGCCACCCUUGACCAUAUCUCAACAAGUACAAAUAGGUUUACAGGACGCAUCCGCGUACCCGUCGUGGUUCACGUGGUAUGGAAGGAAGAAGAGCAGAAAGUCACAAUGGAGCAAGUUACUAGCCAAAUCGAGGCAUUGAACAGGGAUUUCAACGCCCAAAAUAAAGACAUUGAAGACGUACCUCUACCAUGGAAGGAAAGAGUGGGUAACCCCAACAUUACAUUCUUUCUCACUCGACGCGACCCAGCAGGCCAACCACACGAUGGUGUAACAUGGGCCAAGACCGAUGUCGAGCAGUUCAGUAAAAAUGAUGUCAGGAUGAAAUACGUAAAGACAGGUUCACCGACCUGGGACAGAGAUCGAUUUCUCAAUAUCUGGGUCGUCAACAUGGCCAAGAACUUGGGCUUUGCGUUUUUCCCGGGCGCCAAGAAGGAACUGGACGGGGUCGUGAUUCAGUAUACUGCUUUUGGCACAGUCCAAACAGCUAGCAAUACGCUUUCCCCCUAUAUAAUCUGGGGCGAACUCUGGUCCACGAGGUUGGCCAUUACCUCAAUCUACCACACGUGGAGUGAGGAGAAUUACUCCAAGCCGCUUUAUCCGAAGAUCAAUUCUUUGGCAAACGGGAGCACCAAUGCGAACGAAGGGGGUGACAUGUUUAUGAAUUACAUGGAUUACUGUGAUGAUGACACGACCGUCAUGUUCACUCACGGUCAAGUCGCAAUGAUGAGGACUACACUAACAACUAUGAGAUCGACGGUUUUUUGGUCCAGCUUUUCUUUGCCGCUUCAAAAGGAACCGACGUCAUUUGAGUUGACUGAUAGCACCACUAAAUUCUUUAUCCUCAAUUGGCAAAAGUGGGGCGGAAAUGCACUGAUUGCCAUUAAGAGCUCGGCCUCAGACCCCAACAACAUAGACUUUCUUUUCACGAAUAAAGUCGAUGAUCUGACAGCGGAGGUGACCACUCAGCAGAUCAGUAUUCCACAAGGAUCUCCUCAGAACAGCCGUUACGUCGUAGGACAACUUGAAAAGGAUGAUAAGGAUCCGUGUCUAUUUGUCCUCAAGCAAAGUGGGACUCUCGAGAAGAUCACAGUGAUUGAAGCCUAUUCCUUAUCGAAUGGCAACAAGAGACUAGAUGCGAUUGAAACGCCACUUCCAGGGACUGAUGGCAAUUGGUCAUUCCUCCUGGCCUACUGGAAAGGCGAGGCGAGAGAGAAGCGACAUGACGUUGUUGCGAUCAAAAAAUUCCACACUAUCAACAAAAAGGUCGAAAUCCAUGUGCUAGAUGGCGCUUCGGAUUACAAGAAUUGGCUUGCUCACAAGUACACUGCGCUUGAUGAGAUCCCUGAACAGGCCGACUUCGUCAUGACCGACUGGAACGGCGAUGGAACCCUAGACUUAGUCGCGAUCAGUAAGGCCUCCGACGGCUCAGCCUUUUCAGUUGAUAUUCUGGCUGGAGCUGCAGACUAUCGAGACUUUCUCGUCAGAGCUGAAGUGAAAGCCGCAAUUCUGAACACGCAUGUGGACUACGACUUCGCUAUGACGGAUAUGACGGGAGAUGGACGACCAGACCUAGUCGCCAUACAGAAGUCAGGUUUGCGGCCAAAGAAAGGAGAAAAGAAAGCAAAAGCUCAGAUCAUUGUUCUUGCAGGAUGA
Bacidia gigantensis is the source of this 1761-nucleotide messenger RNA. RefSeq lists its product as uncharacterized. NCBI's taxonomy places the organism in Eukaryota, Fungi, Ascomycota, Lecanoromycetes, Lecanorales, Ramalinaceae. The transcript has 2 exons. Gene Ontology annotation, molecular function: metallopeptidase activity. Bases 1 to 1761 code for a protein of 586 amino acids. The record is from RefSeq and is a predicted model, not a curated record.